UAAAUUUGGAGCAGUGACACAAGCAACAACAUCAUGGCCAGGCCAAGGUUCAUGUACAUUUUUCAGUCUACACAUGUAUAAAAGUGAAUUUGGUUACUUAGCUUUGUUUAGCUGAUUACUUGGUCCCUCCAACAUCUCUUGGUAGAAAAUGGAAUACAGAGAAAAAAAUUUCUUACGAAAUUGAUCAAAGAGUCACACAAAAGAUGGAAACCUCCUUAACUAUUUUGUAGUUUGUAGAGCAAUUGUGUUGUAUAAUUCUACAAUUCAGUUUACUGAAAACAACCGACUUGGCGGCCAUGGUCAAACCAAAACAAGUAGAGUGUUUUAAUUUUUUUUUGUUAAUUGCAUUUGAUUUUGCUGCUUUGCAUGUAAAUUUCAGGAAGUUAUUAAGCUUCCGCCAAAUCAUUACUAUUGGUAUUAUUUUGAUUUGCUCCCAACGUAGGAAUUUCUGUCUCUGUCGUUGUGGAAGAGUGUGAUCUGAUGGGUGACGGCCAUGAAAACUAAUGAAAUUGUUGAAGAGCAUAUUGAAGGAGACUGACACUAUUUGCUACUUCUUGAAGAUUUGGAGUGGGUCAAUCCGGAAGUUAAAUGUUCUUUGCGAUCUUGAUGAUGUACAUCUCUUUCACAGUGUUGAGAGGCCCCAACCUUUCACAGUUCCAUCCGGAGUACAACCAACAAGCUAUGGAAUUCAACGCCUUCUAAACCACCCAAACCCCGAAAUCUCAAGCUUUCUUCAAAAAGGUUUCUCAGAGAUCACCAACGAGGCUAUUGGGAGAGCAGUUCAUGCAGUUUGCAUAAAGGGUUCGACCCAGUUGGGAACAUUCCAUACAAAUACGUUGAUAAACAUGUACUCGAAAUUUGGCAAUAUUGAAGGUGCACAAUAUUUGUUUGAUGAAAUGCCUGAAAGAAAUGGAUCUUCUUGGAAUACAAUGGUAUCGAUGUCUGUUCGAGCGGGUUUAUAUUCUAAUGCAAUUGGGUUGUUUCUAAAAAUGCGUGACCUAGGCAUUGAGCCAAAUGGAUUUGUCAUUGCGAGUUUGUUGACGGCGUGUAAUAGGUCAAUGGAUAUGGUCUAUGAAGGACUUCAAAUUCAUGGGUUGGUUCUCCAAAACGGUUUGUUGUACGACGUGUUUGUUGGUACUGCACUUUUGCAUUUCUAUGGUGUAUAUGGUUGUGCUUCUAGUGCUCAAACUCUCUUUGGAGAGAUGCCCCAACGAAAUGUAGUUACUUGGACUUCUUUGAUGGUUAGUUAUUCAAAUAAUGGGGAUCCCAUGGAAGUAAUAGAUAUUUAUUUACAAAUGCGGUGUGAAGGAGUCAGUAGUAACCAAAACACAUUCUCCACAGUCAUUGCUGCUUGUGGAUCCAUUGAGGAUGAAUUUUUGGGUCACCAAGUUCUAGGACAUGUUAUUAAGUCUGGACUGGAGGCUAACAUUUCUGUGGCAAACUCUAUUGUAUCAAUGUUUGGUAGUUUUAGUAGCGUGGAAGAAGCAUGCUAUGUCUUUGAUCACAUGAAUGAACAUGACACAAUAUCUUGGAAUUCGAUGAUUGCUGCAUUAACGCACAAUAUGCUUUGCGAGGAAUCACUUAGGUGUUUUUACUUGAUGCGUUGUGUUCAUUAUGAAAUAGAUUCAACUACUUUUUCAACGUUAUUAUCAGUUUGUGGUUCUGUUGACAAUCUAAAGUGGGGUAGUGGGAUUCAUGGUCUCGUGGUUAAAGUGGGACUGGAUUCAAAUGUUUGUGUCUGUAAUACUCUUCUUACUAUGUAUUCUGAGGCUGGAAGAUCUAAAGAUGCAGAAGAGUUCUUCCAGGAGAUGCCAGAGAAGGAUUUGAUCUCAUGGAAUUCCAUGAUGGCGGGCUAUGCUGAGGAAGGGAAGUGCUUAGAUGCCUUAAAAUUGUUGGCUGAGCUGCUUCAGAUGGGAAAAAUAAUAAAUUAUGUGACCUUUGCAAGUGCAUUGGCUGCAUGCUCACAUCCUGACUAUAUUGUUGAAGGCAAGAUUGUCCAUGCGCUUGUAUUCGUAGCCGGUCAACAUGGCAACUUGGUGGUUGGAAAUGCUAUUGUUACCAUGUAUGGUAAGUGCGGCAUGACAUGGGAUGCUUAUCAGGCAUUCCAAAAGAUGCCUGAACAAGACUUGGUUACUUGGAAUGCACUCAUUGGUGGUUACGCUGAGAGUGAAAAACUAGAUGAGGCCAUGAAAUAUUUUAAGUUAAUGAGAGAGAGAGGCAAAUCUGGGAACUACAUUACCUUGGUAAAUGUUCUUGGUGCUUGCUCUGCUCCACAUGACUUGUUGACCCACGGAAUGCCCCUACAUGCACAUAUAGUUCUGACCGGAAUGGAAUCAGACGAAUAUGUGAAGAAUUCCCUUAUUACAAUGUAUGCUAAGUGUGGUGAUCUUAAAUCAUGUGACUAUAUCUUCAGUGGAUUGGUUCACAAGAACUCUGUGACAUGGAAUGCAAUGAUAGCAGCAAAUGCUCAUCAUGGCCAUGGGGAAGAGGCUUUCAAACUUCUGUUGGAGAUGCAAGUAGUUGGAGUAGAUUGGGAUCAGUUCACAUUUUCUGCAGCCCUUGCUGCAUCUGGGAACUUGGCUAUUUUGGAGGAGGGCCAACAACUUCAUGGUUUGGCUAUCAAACUUGGGUUCCACUCAUAUCUUUAUGUCACAAAUGCGAUCAUGGAUAUGUAUGGGAAAUGUGGGGAAAUGAAUGAUGUACUAAAGAUUCUUCCAGAACCAAACAUUCGACCACAUUUGUCAUGGAAUAUACUGAUAUCAGCUUUUGCUAGACAUGGAUCUUUCGAGAAAGCUAGAGAAACUUUCCAUGAUAUGCUAAAACAUGGGUCGAAACCUGACCAUGUUACAUACAUCUCUCUUCUAUCAGCAUGUAGUCAUGGGGGUUUGGUAGAUGAGGGUCUUCAAUACUUCUCCUCAAUGACUUUGGAAUUUGGUGUCCCAGCUGGUAUAGAGCAUUGUGUAUGCAUAGUUGAUCUUCUUGGACGAUCAGGGAGGCUUUCUGAGGCUGAAGCUUUUAUUAAAGAGAUGCCAGUGUCACCAAAUGACUUUGUUUGGCGGAGCUUAUUAGCAGCAUGUAGUAUUCAUGGAAAUUUGGAAUUGGGGAAGAAAGCUGUUGAACAUCUUCUUCAAUCAAAUCCAUAUGAUGACUCCGCUUAUGUUCUUUAUUCAAAUGUCUGUGCAACUACUGGGAGAUGGGAGGAUGUACGGAAUGUGAGGGUGGAAAUGGAAUCAAAUAGCAUAAAGAAAAAGCCCGCUUACAGCUGGGUUAAGUGGAAAAAUGAAGUGAAUUCAUUUCGGGUUAGCGAACAAUUAACUUCAUGAUGUAAUGGUCUUUGAUGAACGUCUCCUUUACUUCGCAGAGUGGUAUGUUGCAACACCCCGGACCCGCAUUGUACAAUUUUGUCCACUUUGGAUAGGCCUACACAGGAGACAGGUACAUGGACUUGGCACCCUCACCUCAUUCAUCUUGAUUCCAAACCUCAGAAGUAUCGGCCUGUUGGAUCUUGGGUCAUCAUAAUCCACCCCUUUACCAUUACCAUUUAUAGCGCUUGGGCUGUAUUUGUAAUGACUUUAAAAUGCAUUGUCCAUUGAAGAUUCAAAACUCUUAUUAAACACGUCAUACAUAUUUCACCAAACGAUAUGCACCUUAGUCAUCACAAGAGGCAUACUUCAUUUCUACCACUCCAAUCUGUCAGGAGACAGCUUUGGCUAGGCAAUAUGUAACUGUAACUUUGUUAAAGAGUUGCAACUUGAGGGUGUUGAUGAUGAGUACUUUCUUAAUAUCAUGGGAGACACUUUUUUUUUGAUUGAUCUAACAGACAUAAAUUUCUCUGUUCGGAGGCUGGACUGGAUACCAGCUAGUUACAACCUCAAAGUGAUUAAAACAAAUUCCAGUCAUUUAUUUUUUAAUAAUUUCAAGUACUUGUAUUUUCCAAAAAACUCUGAUGUCAAAUUGUAAACAAUUAGGCCCUAUAAUUUUACACAUGACAAGCUAAUCCGAUACAAAAUUAGUAGGUUUGUGUUUAAUCUGAGCAGUUUGGGGAUAAAUGAGUAGACCCACUAUGGGCAGAUACAAACUUGACUAAAUGAAACAUAUGAUGUGAAUCUGAUUAUACAUUGUUGUAAAUGUGUUGAAAUAUAAAACCAAACCCAGCCACCAUUUCACCAUUGCUCCCCCUGUCUGUGUAUCCCUGUGCUAUUGCUUGAAAAGUCGGACAAAACAUCUGAGGAAGCCCUAAUCAGCACUUCAAAUACUCAAGGUAAAUGCUUUAGUUUCUGCAUUGAAAACAUUGGAAAUUUUUGUUAGAAUUUGUUUUGUUGCCGAGAACACCGACUGAGGAAUUAGAAAGAGAUAGGAUCUUGAACUGUAGGCCUAUGUGGCAUUAGUUUUCUACAUUCUAUUUGCAACUUACUUGGAAGUUCUUGGAUUCGAAAUCAGAUGUUUUGUUUAGUCAUUGGCCUGCAUAGAAUUAUCUGAUGUCUCUGUGUUCGUAAAGGGAAAAGAGUGAUUUUCAUCAGUGACAAUGAUUAUUUUAAACGGUUCAUUCUGCAGGAAUCUCACUUCAGUCUCAUUUACGGAAUGGGUGAUAGUCAGUUCUCUUUCACUCUUACCACUUUCAGCUGCUAAUGGUGUCGUUAUUGCAACAGAGAAGAAGCCACCAUCUAUCUUGGUUGAUGAAACAUCUGUGCAAAAGAUUCAGAUUUUGACCCCAAAUAUUGGUGUUUUAUACAG
This is a messenger RNA of Ilex paraguariensis (yerba mate), 4734 nucleotides long. The record is from the annotation of a GenBank genome assembly. Lineage: Eukaryota; Viridiplantae; Streptophyta; Magnoliopsida; Aquifoliales; Aquifoliaceae.